AUGUUCUGUCAACCAACACAAUUACCUUAUGGCAUGAAGCUAUCAACAUGUCUACUGUUAUCAACUCUGAUGCCAAUUUCAAUCCCUGCCUCCAUUGCCUCUACUAUGCAACACUCUGCCAGCUCCCCUUUCAGCAGUGUGAAUGACUUCUCAGGCAAUGUCAAGCAGACUGUGAGUGUUUGGUGCUCUGUGCUGAACAAUGCUUCCUGCAGCAGCACAUUGGACAGCAACAUGCCCAAACUCUCCAAGAAUGAGAAGAAGGAAGAUGGUGCAAACCAUGAGGAUGACAAGAAGAAAACAAAGGUGAUGAAAGGCAAGGAGAAGGGCAAGAUUUGCCUGGAGGUUGUGGAGCAGGAGAGACAGGGUGAAGGCAGCAGUGAGCCCAACAGCAUGGGAGUUGUCCUCACUCCUGGUGAGUUGGUGCUGUUCAAGAAGAUCCUGGAUUUGGCGGCAAAGAGGUAUGGGAUGGAUGCAGGUCUGACAAAGACAACCUUCAAGGUGUUGAAGGAUGGUGGAGUGGUCUCUAUCAAAGGGAACAAUACUCUUGCUAUCACUGAAGGGGAGGGAGAGGAGAUCUCCCAUUUGGGUAAAGAUCUCGCUGCCAAACCUGCAAAGAAGACAGAUUUGGCCACCAUGACUGAAAAAGAAUUCCAAGCAGAAGAAGCACGCCACAGGAACAUGGGCAUCUGGUUCGGAUCCAAUGAGGAGGCUAGCAGGCUCACCAAGCACCAUUUCAAGACCAAAGAGGGUAAGAAGAUCAUCCUUUGCCAUGAGCAUGAGAAGAGGAUGCUCCAAGCCUGGAGGGAAGGCCACAACCUUGGUAUGCUCAAAUCAAGGGAGGCAGAUGCCCAACGCAGGAGCAAAGUGGUUGUCAUGCUCAAGGUCUGCAUGGACAACUUGUGCAUGUGCUUUGCCUAUCGCAAUGAUGAGGUGAAGAAGUGGAUACAUCAGAAGAGUCAAAGGUCUGUCAAGCUGAGCAGGGCGUCCUGGAAGGCAGUCAAGUCCUGGGUCAAGGGGCAUGUGAAGGAUAUUGCCUGUGUCAUUGGCAUCAUGGGUUUAUCAGCAAUCCUCAAGCUGUUGGGCUACAGAGAACCAGAGCACAUGGUGCAUGACCUGCUGGGGUUGGGAGAAGCUGAGCAGGUGACCAGAGAGAUUUGGGAUGAUGUCAAGGGGGGUGGGGAGCCCCCCCUUGUCUAA
This is a messenger RNA of Dacryopinax primogenitus, 1197 nucleotides long. RefSeq lists its product as uncharacterized. The transcript is spliced from 4 exons. The record is from RefSeq and is a predicted model, not a curated record. Bases 1 to 1197 code for a protein of 398 amino acids. Lineage: Eukaryota; Fungi; Basidiomycota; Dacrymycetes; Dacrymycetales; Dacrymycetaceae.